This is a messenger RNA of Colletotrichum abscissum, 1125 nucleotides long. RefSeq names its product peptidase family M28. Lineage: Eukaryota; Fungi; Ascomycota; Sordariomycetes; Glomerellales; Glomerellaceae. The record is from RefSeq and is a predicted model, not a curated record. The coding region runs from base 1 to 1125 and encodes 374 amino acids. The transcript is spliced from 2 exons. Gene Ontology annotation, molecular function: glutaminyl-peptide cyclotransferase activity; zinc ion binding.
AUGGCCCUCCCUCUCGUGAGAGGCCAUCCCGUCCGCGGACUCUGGAUCGCGUUCCUUCCCCUCCUUUUCGCGGCUUCGGUAUGCGCCUACACACCGCUCUCAGCAGCCGUGCUCAAGAACGUCACGGUAUCCGAGGCCGACUUUGACAUUCACAACGGCCCAUUGCUGGCCCCCAUUCUCAUCCCCCGAGUGCCCGGCACGGAUGGGCAGCUCAAAACUCAACAGCAUUUUGUUGAUUUCUUCACCAAGAACUUGCCGAAAUGGAACAUCCAAUGGCAAAACUCAACGGAUAAGACACCCGCCACGGGAAAUACCGAUAUCCCGUUUCAGAAUCUCAUCAUCAGGCGCGAACCACCAUGGACGAAGCCUGGCCAGGCCAACUAUCUCACCCUGGUGGCGCAUUACGACAGCAAGAUCGAACCCAAGGGCUUUAUCGGCGCGACGGAUAGUGCUGCGCCGUGCGCUAUGCUUCUGCACGUUGCGAGGGCGCUGGAUCCGAUGAUGACCCAGAUGUACGAUGAGAUGGUGGCUCUUGGGGAGAAUGGUGGCACAGUUCCCCAGGAUAUGGGGCUGCAGAUUCUGCUUCUCGAUGGAGAAGAAGCUUUCAAGUCCUGGACGGACACCGACUCGCUAUAUGGCGCCAGGUCCCUGGCUCUCGAAUGGGAGAAUACAUUCAACCCCGCCAUGUCUCAUUACAAGAACCCCCUGGAGCAGAUCAGCAUGUUCGUGCUGCUCGAUCUCCUUGGGUCAGCAGAGCCCAAGGUUCCUUCUUACUUUCAGUCAACCCACUGGGCCUACAAGGCCAUGGCCGACAUUGAGAAGCGCAUGCGUGACCUCAACUUACUCGAGAGCAAGCCCAAGAUGCCGUUCCUGUACGACAUCAACAAGGUGAACAAGAUGUUUGGACGUAGUGGCAUCGGCGACGACCAUGUCCCCUUCAUGAUGAAGGGCGUCAACAUUCUGCAUAUGAUUCCCUCGCCUUUCCCAGACGUAUGGCACACCACGCAGGAUGAUGGGGAGCACCUCGAUAUGCCGACAGUGAGGGACUGGACGAAGAUUGUGACGGCGUUUACGAUGGAGUGGCUUGAUGCGAUGGAAAUAAUGCCCGAAGAGGCUCAGAGGUAG